Molecule: messenger RNA, 1037 nt
Organism: Anopheles cruzii
Lineage: Eukaryota; Metazoa; Arthropoda; Insecta; Diptera; Culicidae
Gene: kri
Product: uracil phosphoribosyltransferase homolog
Exons: 4
Coding region: 236-925 (229 amino acids)
Source: RefSeq, a predicted model, not a curated record
GACCUAAGGUGCGACACAGAAAAACGACAGAGCGACCUAAAUUGCACCACCUGCAGCAGACACGCACACCAAGACGUGCCACUUUUUCUUACACCGGAUGCCGGUGCAAGGUGAGCCAGUUGGCCAACGCAACAUACGAUAAAAGUGUGCAAAACACUGCGCCAGUCAGAAACGGGUGUGGUCAGGGAGUCUGGAGUGUGAAAGAGGGCAAAGGCCAGAACAAAAACCCAGCAAAAUGUGCAGCGGCACCAAUGGAACCGGCGGCGAAGGGCCGAGCUCGCCGGAAGUCCUGUCGGAAGAUCCGAGCGAUUACGGAAACAACGUGAAAAUCCUGGCCUACAACGACCAGAUCAAGGAGCUGCAGACGAUCAUACGCGACAAAAACACCACGCGCAGUGACUUCAAAUUCUACGCCGACCGGCUAAUACGGCUGGUCAUCGAGGAGAGCCUCAACCAGUUGCCAUACUCCGACUGCUCGGUCAUCACACCGACGGGAGCGAUUUACGAUGGGUUGCGGUACCGGUCCGGCAACUGUGGCGUAUCGAUAAUACGGUCCGGUGAGGCGAUGGAACAAGGUCUGCGCGACUGUUGCCGGUCGAUACGGAUCGGUAAGAUUCUGGUCGAAUCGGACGCGGAAACACACGUGGCAAAGGUAGUGUAUGCGCGCUUCCCGGACGAUAUCGCGCACCGGCAAGUAUUGCUCAUGUACCCGAUUAUGGCCACCGGCAACACGGUCAUACAGGCUGUGAACGUGCUGAAGGAUCAUGGUGUAAAGGAAGCCUCGAUCAUUCUGUCGAACCUGUUCUGUACUCCCGUGGCUGCCCGCAUGGUUGUGACCGCGUUUCCCGAUUUGAAGAUACUUACCUCCGAGCUGAACCCGGUCGCACCGAACCACUUUGGGCAGCGGUACUUCGGAACGGACUAAGCUCAGGGUGUGACCAACUCCUCGCGGGUCGAUGACCGCUUCUGUCCUCAGUCAAGGCAAAGUUACUUGUUUAAGUGUGCAUUAGGCAAUAGCUAGAAGUAAGCCACGUAAA